AUCUCAUAUGACUGAAGCACUUCCAGCUGGGGCCUCCUUCAUUUAGAUGUUGGAGAGGAUCGCGGCUGGAGACCAGAAGGCAUCAAAAGGAACAAACCGCUUCAUUAAAUACUAAUCAAGCAAAUAGAGAUUUGCAGACAAUUGGAGCACGGGCACUCUGAAGACGAGACCCCAGGAGGCACCGACCGCACCCGUUGUUCCAUUAAAACGACGUGGGCUCCUGGCGCUCGGUCUCCUCGACUGACUCGACUUCCGACCGCGUCCGUCAUGUCGGAGAAAGAAGAGCUUGUGUCCUUCAGUGAAGCUGUUCUGAGGGUAAGCGGCUCCAUUUCUCGCUUCCCUCUCAUCCCGGUCAGAGGAGUUCCGCUCAUGUGCAGCAUCGCCAACAAUUGGGACACCAUCUGGGCUUUCUGUCCCGACCCCUCGGACCUCCUGAUCGCCGCCUACCCCAAAGCAGGGACCACGUGGACGCAGGAGAUAGUCGACCUGCUUCUUCACAAUGGAGACGCCGAGGCCUGCAAACGAGCCCCGACCCCCGUCCGCAGUCCUUUCCUGGAGAUGUUCUCCCCCCCUCCCACCUCCUCAGUUUUCUCAGGUCUUGAUUAUCUGAAAAAUACGGAUCCUCCAAGGAUCAUCAAGACACAUCUUCCUUUUCAGUUGGUGCCGACAAGAUUUUGGGAGAACAGGUGCAAGGUUAUCUACGUGUCACGCAACGCCAAAGACAACCUGGUCAGCUACUUCCACUUUGAUUGUAUGAAUAAGGCCCAGCCGGAGCCGGGGCCCUGGGAGGGCUACAUCUCCAAGUUCAUGCAUGGAGAGUUGUCGUGGGGCUCCUGGUACGACCAUGUCAAAGGUUACUGGGCGGAGAGAGAGAAGAGGAACAUUCUUUACCUUUUCUAUGAGGACAUGAAAGAGAAUCCUCGGCGUGAGGUGGAGCGCAUCAUGAGGUACCUGGACCUGUCCGUCUCUGAUGAGGUCAUCAGCCGGAUUGUGGAGCUCACGUCCUUUAAGAACAUGAAGGAGAACCCGAUGACCAACUACUCCUGCGUCCCGCCGCCGGUUUUUGAUCAGUCCAUCUCUCCCUUCAUGAGAAAAGGUGAAGUAGGUGAUUGGAGAAACCAUUUUACACCCGAGCAAUCCAAGAUGUUUGAUGAAGAUUAUGAAAAGCAGAUGAAGGGGGUCAACAUACCAUUUAGAGACCUUAUCUAACGGGUUUGUUUUUUUUCCCCAAACUCUUCAAACCAAAGACAUAUUUGACACUGUGCAGCAGUCAAAAGGCAGAGAUCCUGUCAGAAGCUAGAUACCAAAAGAAAAGAUUUGUUUGAGGUUGCUUAUGUGAGACCCUGUGCCGCCUGCCGUGCAGAUAGAAAGGAAAUCCUCUGUAUGGGUAUUUUAAGGAUCAAUAAAAAAUGCUCUCCACAAUACAA
Molecule: messenger RNA, 1427 nt
Organism: Gasterosteus aculeatus aculeatus (three-spined stickleback)
Lineage: Eukaryota; Metazoa; Chordata; Actinopteri; Perciformes; Gasterosteidae
Source: RefSeq, a predicted model, not a curated record